AGCCAAGCGCGGGCGAAGUUUGUGGACUUUUUGCGAAACUUUCGAAGCGCACCAGACGCGAGCGCGCCGGACGGGCGACUCAAAUACAGAGAUGAACUCGAUCGCGCGACGACGCCGAAGGAUUUGAAGAUAUGCUUUGAUGAUUUGAUCGCGCACGAUGCGGAAUUAGCGCGAGCGAUGCGAAUGGAACCGAACGAUUACUUGCCGAUAUUGGAGGAGGCGGUGCAGGACGAGGAGGAUCGCGCGUCGAGAGAUCGGGCGCCGGGACGGGCGAGCGUGCAAGUGAAACUUACGUCGAAAGAGAUUCCGCGCCCGUUGAGGACUUUGAAUUCGAGCGAUGUGGGGACGUUGGUGUACGUACCCGGUAUCGUCAUCGCGACGUCAAAGGCGAGAACCAAGGCAAAGCAUAUGGCGCUCGAGUGUCAGAAGUGCAAGAGCACGAUCUCGGUUCAUCUUGGUGCAGGGUACAGCGGGGCGAACGUUCCUCGGUUUUGUUCAGCGCAGGUUGGUAGGGAUACACAGGUUGGGCAGGAGGCGAAUCCGUGCGGGACGGAUCCGUAUCGCAUCGUUCCGGAGAAGAGUUCGUUCAUCGACCAACAGAAUAUGAAAUUGCAAGAGAACCCAGAGUGUGUGCCGGCGGGGGAGAUGCCGCGGAACAUGACCGUAUUAGUCGAACGUACAAUGGUUUUAUCGGUCGUUCCAGGCACGCGCGUGAAGCUCAUGGGCGUAUACGAGACGACGAACGCAGGUGGAAGUAGCAAGCGCGACCGCGGCGGAGGGAAAGUCGCCGUGCAGCACGCCUAUUUGCGAGUCGUAGGCAUCGAUGAAGAGACGGAAGGUGCUAGAGGCGACGCACAUUUCACUGAUGCCGAGCAUACUGAGUUCAAAACCUUUGCCCAUCGCCCGUUUAAGGACGUUGUGAAAGAUCUUCGCAGUCGCGUGGCGCCGGCGAUUUUUGGGAGCGACGACAUCAAAGCGGCGGUGACGUGCUUGCUCUUCUCGGGCACGCGCAAGGAGCACCCGGAUGGCACAGCGCGAAGAGGCGAUGUUAAUGUGCUUUUGCUCGGUGAUCCUUCCACUGCCAAGUCGCAGUUCUUGAAAUUUGUCGAACGAACGGCGCCAGUGUGCGUGUACACGUCGGGUAAAGGUUCGUCCGCCGCCGGUCUCACGGCGUCGGUGAUUCGAGACAGCAAUGGUGAGUUCUAUCUCGAGGGGGGUGCCAUGGUACUCGCAGACGGCGGGUGCGUGUGCAUUGAUGAGUUUGAUAAGAUGCGCGACGAAGAUCGUGUCGCUAUCCACGAAGCCAUGGAGCAGCAAACGAUUUCCAUCGCCAAGGCGGGCAUCACGACUAUGCUCAACAGUCGAACCGCCGUGCUCGCCGCGGCGAACCCUCCAAGUGGGCGGUACGACGAUUUGAAAACGGCACAAGAGAACAUCGAUUUGCAAACGACUAUUUUAUCCCGUUUCGACAUGAUUUUCAUCGUCAGAGACGAACGAGUGUACGAGCGCGACAUGCAAAUCGCGGAUCACGUGUUGAAUAUUCACGCCGGCGGUGGCGAUGAGCUCGCGCUCGCGGCAGAUCCGCAGCAAGAAAAGGAACGUCAGUUCUUGAAACGCUACAUCGAGUACGCUCGAGCGAUGUGCAAGCCGCGCGUGGGUGAGCGGGCGAUGCGCAUGUUAGAGGAUUCGUACGUCAAGUAUCGCGAGGAAAUGCGCGAGCGCAAGCGCACGGGUGGCCACGCCGCGGUCCCGAUCACCGUCCGUCAACUCGAAGCCAUCGUGCGAAUCUCUGAAUCGUUGGCUAAGAUGUGCCUUCAAUCCACCGUCACCGAAGAGCACGUGCAAGAGGCGUUGCGCUUGUUCGAAGUGUCCACCAUCGACGCCGCGCGUUCGGGCGUCGCCGAUAUGGUCGUCCUCAGCGCCGAACAGCGCGAAGAGCUCCAAGUCGUCGAAACGCAGAUCCGUCAAAAGCUCGCUAUCGGCGCCACCAUGUCCAAGCGUCACCUCAUCGACGAUCUGUCCCGCAUCGGCGUCAACGAAUGGGCCGUCACCCGCGCCUUGCUCGUGAUGACGCAACGCGGCGACGUCGCCGAACGCGCCGAGGGUCGUCGCGUCACCCGCAUGCACUAG
Molecule: messenger RNA, 2130 nt
Organism: Ostreococcus lucimarinus CCE9901
Lineage: Eukaryota; Viridiplantae; Chlorophyta; Mamiellophyceae; Mamiellales; Bathycoccaceae
Exons: 2
Biological process (GO): double-strand break repair via break-induced replication; DNA replication initiation
Cellular component (GO): MCM complex; nucleus
Molecular function (GO): single-stranded DNA binding; 3'-5' DNA helicase activity; DNA replication origin binding
Source: RefSeq, a predicted model, not a curated record